This is a messenger RNA of Drosophila gunungcola (fruit fly), 1643 nucleotides long. Its product is annotated as angiopoietin-related protein 7-like. The transcript is spliced from 2 exons. The record is from RefSeq and is a predicted model, not a curated record. Bases 164 to 1507 code for a protein of 447 amino acids. NCBI's taxonomy places the organism in Eukaryota, Metazoa, Arthropoda, Insecta, Diptera, Drosophilidae.
CACAAUCAUUUCAUUUUCUUAUACAUAGUGAUAGUUUGAAUAAUUUUCUUUAUAUAUGUGUUAUCACGAGAAUUUUAAAGCGAAUGAAUGUAUAAUUGCGUUAAAUCUUUUGAGCUCAGUUUAGUCUUGAGUAGAUUGUGAAACAUUGCACAUUUGCAAUAUAAUGAAGUCCAGUUUAUUAGUGUUGUUUUUGUCAUAUUUGCUCUUGGAGGAGCCAGUUCUUUCAGUCGCUGAUCCUGUUGAGAAUUUGCAGCAAGAAACUAAAAAUCAGAAUAGCGAAGAUCAGUGCAAUUCAUAUUGCUUUUCGGUGUUCAAGCCCGUUCUCGAUCACUUUGUUGAGUUAAAACGAGCAGCCAAUGCCAGCGAUGAGCUAAGAAUCAAAAUAAAUACAUUGGAAUCCUCUAAAAAGGACUUGCAGAUACAGUUAUCAAACGCGGAAGCUGUAGACAAGACCAGUAAAUUACUUAUUAAUUUGAAAGAUGAACAAAUUAAAGAGAUGAGUAAACAACUUAAAGAAAAAGAUGAUAAAAUUAAGAACCAAUCUGAACAGCUCAAGAAAAAUGAUGAAACUAUAAGAAAAUUGCAAGGCCAGUUAGCAAUUGCUAAAGUACAAAACGAAAACAAAGAUAAGCUAAUUCGUAUACAGGAAGAUCAAAUGAAAGAUAAAACUGAACUGAUUGAAAACAAAGAAGAACUUAUACAACUAAAAGAUCAACAAAUAAAAGACAAAGAUGAACGUCUAAAAAUCAAAAUUUCUCAAAUCAAUGACCAUUAUUCGGAGAAUUUGAAAAAUUCAAAUCAAAUCAAUGAGUUAACUAAUCAAGUAAAGUCCGUUUCCGAAAAGCUAACUGAAAAAACUGAAAUGCUUUCAAGAUGCAGUCGAUUGGAUAGUUGUCCCAGCAAAGGUCCUUCUGGAAUUUAUAACAUGAAAAUACGAGGAACAAAUGCAUUUGAAGCUCCUUGCAAUUCAGCUGGUUGGAUGACAAUACAGAGGCGUUUGAACGGAUCAGUGGACUUCAAUCGAAACUGGGAUAGUUAUAAAAAUGGAUUUGGGGACGUUAAUGGAGAGUUUUUUAUUGGACUCCAAAAAUUGCAUCUCAUGACAGAGGCACAACCUUACGAACUCUAUGUUAGUCUUCGGGAUAUAAAUGGAACCAGCCGCUACGCCAAAUACGAUCACUUUAAAGUUGGAAGUGAGACGGAGUCAUAUGAGCUAAAAACGGUAGGAACAUAUUCUGGUACGGCAGGAGACUCCCUAAGAUACCAUGGGAAAGUAAAGUUCAGCACAUAUGACCGGGAUAAUGACUAUAGUGCUGGAAAUUGUGCAGAGGGCCACAAUGGGGGAUGGUGGUUUAACAAAUGUGCUAAAAGUUCACUUAAUGGAAAAUAUUACAAAAAUGGUCAGAAGCAAGACGUAUACGGAAUUGUUUGGGGUACAUGGAAAGACUUCGACUUUACAAUCUCGCUGACUUUUGCUGAAAUGAUGAUUAGACCUAAAUCCGGUUAAAACGAAGACUUUUAACCAAGUUAAUCUGAUAAAAAUUACAUACAAAUUAAAAAUUAAAAAAAUAUAUGGAAUCAAUGAAAAAGCAAUUAAAAAAUGAUCAUAAAAACGUAGAGAAAUAAAUGGAGACGAUACAAUA